Messenger RNA from Sus scrofa (pig), 1545 nucleotides. RefSeq names its product T-complex protein 11-like X-linked protein 2. Gene Ontology annotation, biological process: regulation of sperm capacitation. The record is from RefSeq and is a predicted model, not a curated record. NCBI's taxonomy places the organism in Eukaryota, Metazoa, Chordata, Mammalia, Artiodactyla, Suidae. Gene Ontology annotation, cellular component: sperm flagellum; acrosomal vesicle.
UCUGGAAGGCAGUAUUAUGGAGACAAUGUACAAUGCUUUUUGGGACCAUCUGAAAGACCAGCUAUCAAGUACUCCCCCUGACUUCACUUGUGCUCUUGAACUUCUGAGAGAAGUUAAGGCGAUCUUGCUAUCACUGCUGUUACUACGCCAGAACUGCCUAAGAAAUAAGGUUGAAGAAGCUCUGGACAUAGAUCUCCUCAAGCAGGAAGCAGAGCAUGGGGUCCUGGAUGUCCCCCAUCUCUCUAACUACAUUCUCAACUUGAUGAUUCUGCUAUGUGCACCAGUCUGAGAUGAAGCAUUGGAAAAACUAGAGAGCAUAACAAAUCCUGUGCAGUUACUGGGGGGUAUCUUCCAUGUUCUGGGCCUGAUGAAAAUGGACAUGGUGAACUAUACUAUCCAGAGCCUUCGACCCUACCUUCAGGAACAUUCUGUCCAGUAUGAACUAGCUAAAUUCCAAAAACUCCUCAAAAAGCAGCCCAAUCUCCUUGACUGCACCACAAAAUGGCUAACCAAAACAGCUCUAGACCUCACUACACCAUCUCCAAGUUCUCCCGUCUCCCAGCUCUCCAGCAUGGCCUGCUCACCUCCAAAUUGGGCAGCUAACAACUCGGAGCUUCCCAGUUCCACAGUGGUGCUAUGCCAAGGUUACCUGAAUCUUCUUGUCUAGGAUCCUGACAGUGAAGAGUUUCCUGAGACUCUGCUAAUGGACAGAAUCCGGCUACAGGACGUAGAGUCCCAGUUGAACCAGUCAGCCAUCCUGGUCUCAGUGUUGCUAGUUGCCAGAAGUUUCUCUGGUAAUGUUUUAUUUAACUCACCUGAAUUUGUGGAUAAACUGAAACAUAUAACCAAGGCCCUGACAGAAGAAUUUAACACCAGGCCUGAAGAGGCUCUGGUGAGUAUAAGCAAACAAGUGUCUCAGGAAAUCCAUGAAGGCCUCAAGGACAUUGGUCUCACUGCCCUGAGUAGUGAAAAGACAGCAUCUCUUAUAGGCCAACUUCGGAACAUUGCCAAGAAAGAGAACUGUGUUGUAGCAUCAUUGGUAAGAUGGAUCCGCUUGUUUCUCAAAUGCUGUUUGGUUCGUCGUAUGCAGGAAUCUCUGCUAGACUUCCCUGGAGGCUUUAUUUUCAUCAAGGGAGUGUUGGCAUAACUGGGUUGGAAGUUUGUCAGUCUGAUGCAUCACAAUCAGCAGGUAUUUAGCCCCUGUUAUGAUGAAAUUUUAAGAGACAUCAUCCUUCCAGCUCAGGCACAAGAAACACAGUGGAGUCUAUCUGAUAGUGCUGGACCCCAACUAUUGCAACAGGGACCCAAGAGAGAGGGCUCAGCACAUUCCUGGGAUGAUGUCACCUAUGGCCAUCAGAGCAGCUUCUUCCUCACUAUAGCCUGGACACAGGGCUGCAGAGUUCAAGCAUAUAAACACCAAAUGGCCCAAUCCCCUUCAUAAUAAACUUCUGAACUGCAAGACAACCUCGGUUCCUUCUUUGUUGCAACUGAAUCCAGGUUCUGUGCAUUUAUGCCCUACUCUCUGAGAAGCUGGUGACCCCUCAG